AGUUUUUAUUGUAAUGAGGCUAUCUUGAUUUCUAUGGAAAGUAUAGCAUUUAUUUGGGCCCAACCUAUAAGAUUGGUAGUCUCACUCCCAUUUUUACAGAUAAACAGAGUCCAAAGAGGAGGUGUGUGGUCAUCACUACUGAGUGGUGGAGCUGAGAUAGUUUUCUGCAGCUCUGAGCCUGUAUCCUUUGUCUGAUCCCCUAGAUCAGGGCAAAGAGGACAAAGUAGAACUUCAGAAUUAUAAACAUCACUGGGUCUUGUAAGGAUUGAAGGCCUCAAAGGGCCCUUCAACCUAGAUUUUUAUAUAAAGACUGCUGUGUUCCAUCAUAGUGAUUGGAAAGGUGAAACUGACAUUAAGCCUCUCUGCAUGCUAGGUAGUGUGAAUAUUAGAAAUUAGAGAUAAUUGCCUCAGUUCCUGUUCCAAAGGAGUACCAUCUGGUAGACAAAUAAGUAAAAAAAAAAAAAUUAUAUGGGGCUUCUCUUACAGUUCUGUGUGUAUUGUAUGAGGAUUUUAUGUAAUCCCCAAACUCCCACAAAGAAUAAUGCUCAACCCUUUUCAGAUGAGUUCAUGCUCAAAUUGAAUCAUACUAGCAAAAACAGCAAAGCCAGGAGUUGAAGCUUAGGCUAUGCCUGAAGGCCAGGACUCUUUAUACUGUUCCCUGAAAGACUGGGGUCAUAGACACUGGAUGUAGACGGAAAGCAGCGUAAUGACCAGGGAGGAACUGAGGAAAGUGUUUAUGUCAGUGGUGGGGGCCUUAGCUUUUGCCCUAAAUAUGAUCUGAGCCCCAGCUUCAUAGCCCCUUCUGGGAGGACAAUGCUGGAGUAUCAGCCAUUCUCAGCUCUCGGUAGCUGACAGAAGUGGGCCUUCCAGAGCGUCCAGUGAGAGGAGGAGCCAAGAAUGACCACGCCCCCAACCAUUGUGUCGGGGGAGCUAGUGAGAAAGAGAUGUGCUAUUAUCCAAUCAGGACCCUGUAUGUAAAUGAGCAGGCGAGGGAGGCUCUUGGGCGAUUCUAGCCACUCUUUUCAGUCUGCACGGAUCGAGGAAACCCGAUCCGAGCUCAGUGCGGCCUGGACUCUGAGGAGUCCUUGGCUGUGCUGCCAGCCUAAGAGAGAGGAAGCAGGGAAAGCUUGUCUACAAGCAUCAUGGCUAGCUACCACCGCCAAUCCGGAUACCUGGCCGACGAUGAGGCUGGCCACAGCACUUUUGUGGCUCGGGUGCAGCCCAAGAAGCCAUUGUUGCCAGAAAUGGGGCCAGCCUUCAAGCCAGGUCACAUGCCACAUCCACCAUCAGUGAAGGGCAGUUCAGCACACCGAAGGCGCCGCCUCGACCCGACUUGCCCCCAGGCCUUUGGUGGCUUCCUGGAUUUCCUGACUGAGGGCCAGAUACUGGACAGCCUGCAGUCAGUGGUGGAAGAGGCAACAGAGCGUAUGGCUGGCAUGAAGACAAACACUGGGGUACCGCUGGUGGAGGUGCAGGACCCCGUGGAAGUGCCAGCUCCUGUGCGGCCCAGGACCCGACCAAGUUUCAGCACCGUGCACAGGCACCGUGCUCAACCCACCCUCUGCACUGGACACCUCAACAAUUACCCAUCCUCUUCCAGCUCCAUGUCUGAUUCCUAUCCCAACCUCAAAGCUGGCUGUUUGGGCUUCCACUUCCGGGACAGUGACUUGGAUGUCCAAGACUCCCUGCCAUUGGUAAAGGACAAACUCCUGCUGGAGAAAAGCCUCAAGAGAAUGCAACGACUGGAGAACAAAGGGAGAGGUCUGAGUCAACGCUAUUCCCAGGGGUACUCUCAGCUGUGGAACCUGCCGACCAACAGCCAGUGGACUCGGGAGCAGUCCCUGCCCUGGUUCUCAGAGCUGCUGGGCUCCAGAGCAGGCACCCCUGGGGCAUCAGAGCGGGGAUCUGGAGAACAUGAGUUCAUAUUGCCCAAACGAGAGUUCAAGAAGAUGAAGUCCUUGUUGAGCCAGUCAGCAUCCUUUGAUCUGCCACGCUACUGCUCACUCCGUGAACCUCAUCGCACUUUGGAUUUCCUGGCCAACCAGCACCUCUUCCCAGCCCUGCAGAGUGUGAUCAGCCAGGCUGUGGAAAAGCUCAGCAGUGCCCGUCGCCACAAUGGCUGCCCUCUCUUUUAUGGGAACAUGGAGCCCAGUCCAAAGCUCCCAGUUACCCAUCUGCUGCAGCCAGACUUUAAGAUGGCUAUACCCACCGACAAAGAAGACGCUGAUUCCUUUCCUACCAGAGCCUCCAGCCCCAAGACACCUUACAGGAAAAGCAAGACCAGACGGGUCUCCCCCCUACCUACUGCCCAGCUGGCCACCAGAUUCAGGCUCAAGAACACCAUCACCAGGUUCUCCAAGAAGAAACCACUGCCCUCCAUCUUGUCUGAGACGAGCAUAACAAGCCCUUGGCAAGAAGAACUCACCCAUCUUUUGACUGAAAAAGCUGUCUCCUUGCUCAUCUACAAGUACAAGUUCGAGAACAACCUCAGAAAGCAACUUGGCUUCAUCUCCUUUCCUGUCACCGAGGUUCUCAUGGAUAUUUUCCUGGGCUUCAAGAAGGUGAAGGGUUCCCACAUCUGCCUGUCCUCGAAAAUUGACUGGAGCUGCCUGUUACACAAACUAGAGGAGGCUGAAUUAGAACAGCAGGCCUCGAUGCAUUCCUUGAAGCAGGCCUCAAAGCAGUCCUUGAAGCAGGACUCCCAUACAGCAGCCAACCUGCCUGACACCUCCCAAGAGGUUACUACUCAGCAGGAAACCACUGAACCCAGCACACAGUCCAUGCAUCAGCUUGAGCCAGUCACUGACAUGAGCCAGGAACAGGUUGCCACGGAGUCCCACAAUGAGUUGCCAAUUUUCCAGCUGCUCAGUCCUCGUGGAUCUAUUGAAGUUGAGGAGCACACACCCUCAAGCUUGUCAGAGCCCAACCUCUCUCUGUUCUCCCUCAUCAGCAAGGGCUCUAAAGUCCACAAGUCCAAGGAAAUGGUGAACGUGGAGGACAGUAAAGAGAGUGAAGAGGAGAACCAGUUUGAGGUUGAGGAAGAAGAAGCCUCUGAAGAUGAGAGCCUCCCUGAGCAUGCAUUAGAGGCUCUGAUCAGCUCCUUGGACAUGGGCCAUGGUGAACCCCCAUGACAUCCCUGGAAGCCACGCCCAGUCCUCCAUUCCCUGUUGCUGCUGCUCCUCCAUCAGAGUAGUUGCUCACCCAGCCCCCCCUGCCCUGAACAGAGGUCAGGAUGGACUGAAUGCUCAUGAGGAGUUCUGUUGACACUCUCAGGGGAACAAAUAAGAGAGAAAAAAUAAAAUAAAAUAUGUAUUGAUGGAGCCGAGUCAUUUCAACUAGCCAUCUCAUCAUCAUUUUCCUUGAACUUAUGCCUCUUCCCUUGUGUUAAGUACCUUCAAGUUGGGUUAGCCCUAGCUGCUGGUCUUUGAGAGAAGCUAGUAGUAUUCUUACCCUGAACUUCAUAUGCUCUGCCUUGGAGCUAAUUGUUU
Messenger RNA from Perognathus longimembris pacificus (Pacific pocket mouse), 3488 nucleotides. It is a transcript of the gene Ccdc116, whose product is annotated as coiled-coil domain containing 116. Lineage: Eukaryota; Metazoa; Chordata; Mammalia; Rodentia; Heteromyidae. Gene Ontology annotation, cellular component: centrosome. The record is from RefSeq and is a predicted model, not a curated record.